UUUACAGUGUGUACUUCUUUCUCUGCAAGUUCCUGAUUCAGGGUUUAAUAUUAAUUUUUUUUUACCUAUUUAUACUUUAUGUUGCUCAUGCAAUGUGGCAUUAUUCGUGACUGCGCGUGAUACUGUAUAAAUUAUACUGUUUGUCACGUGAAUAUCACAUAUUGCGGCUUGGCCUUGGAGUCGAAGCGGAUCACUGUGAAUAAGGUCUUGAAUUGCAUUUUAAAUUCUCAGGAUGUCCGGUAAGGUUUAUGGAGUUGCCGUCAUUGGGUUAGGGAAAGCUGGACGUGUUCGAGUGAGAGAUCUCCUACAGUAUACGUCACACGGUGAUGUACAGUGGUGUUUGAAAGGAUUCGUGUCGAGACGAACGCUGGAGAUUGAAGGGGCGAAGCAGCUCACAGAGGAUGAAGUGGUUACACGAGAAGACGUCGACGCCAUUUUGAUUUGCACAGAAAACGGAUUACACGAACGAUUGGUCAGGAAGGGGCUAGAAAAUGGGAAGCACGUCCUUUGUGAAUACCCUUUGGCUUUGUCAUUAAAGGUCGCCAAGGAGUUUUUUGAGAUGGCGGAGAGAAAAGGCGUUAUCCUUCACGAAGAAAACAUUGGACUGUUAAAUGACUACAAGGAACAACUGGAACAGAGCACUCCAUGGAAACAUUGCGACAUUACACUGAAAGGUAGUUACAACGGGUGGGUUGAAGAUCACAAAACCUCAGGACCACCUUUCGUGUGCAACGUUUCACUCAUAGAAACCGCCUGUCAUUUAUGUGGUGACGUCAAAGCGGUGGGCGGGACUUACAGUGAAAACGAGGACAGUUUCCAUGCUACAGCACAUUUGGAAACACCAGACAAGAGAACAGUCACCAUAAGUUUGAGGAGAUUCAAGGAGUCUGACGGGAGGGAGAAAUCCAUUAUAUUUCAGUUACAAGAUGGAACGGUACUGAAUCUCAGACCUUCAAAAACACCAGGUGCAAAACCAGGAUUGUUUAUGCGAGAUUUCUAUAACUUCAUGGAGGAGGUGACGAGUGGAAAGAUCGACCAAGAAAUGAAGGACAGGACAUUGCGAUCUUUUCAGAUAGCUGAGGAUAUCCAUCGUAUCAUUAUGCCCAAGUCUAACUUCUGAAUAAAAUACAAUGUCAAGUUUUGUAUUUAUGCUGAAUCUUGCGAAUUAAAUCGAUCAAUACAUAU
This is a messenger RNA of Magallana angulata, 1185 nucleotides long. Its product is annotated as biliverdin reductase A-like. The transcript has 8 exons. Lineage: Eukaryota; Metazoa; Mollusca; Bivalvia; Ostreida; Ostreidae. Bases 233 to 1120 code for a protein of 295 amino acids. Gene Ontology annotation, molecular function: nucleotide binding. The record is from RefSeq and is a predicted model, not a curated record.